CUAAUUCAAGUACACGUUGAUCCCAAUCGAGGCCCGCCCGCUCCUUGCGAGCAACGAGCCAAUCGAGAUUCCAUCGCGUGCACUUUGGCACGUGAACAGCGAGCGCCUGCUUGCGAAUCAAGCCACAAUAACUUUAGAUUGAUGAAAAAAAGCACACAAUUCCUCGCUUCCAUUUCGGCGACCGAAACCCAACGAUCGUCGUCGUCGUCGUCGUCUUCUUCUAUUGCCCCAAGACGGGAACGGCUGGGCGAACGGAAACGAGUCCACGGAGACUUUCCCACUCGGGUUCAAAAGGUCGUCAGCGAAAUAGAUACUUGGAUUCUGCGAGGGAAUCGAAGCGAGAAAUCAAACGAAGGACGACGACGUCCCACGUCGUGCGAGUCCGUCUGAAAGAUGUCGGAAUGUUGAUUUACGACGACUCGUUUACCUGCCUUUGUGGUUGCAGCAUGGGCGUCCGGACGCUGCAGUGUUUCCCCUUCUGCAGACGCUGCAAAAGCAAAGGCUCCCCCUCAGCGGCAGCUGAGACGCGACCCACAAAAACCCGGUUCAACUCGGCUCGCUCGCCGUCGUCGUCGUCGUCGUCCCAAGAGGAGCGCAAAGCGGCCCGCCCGGCCUCCGGCGACGGCCCGAGUCGGGGCCCCCGAAUCUACUUUUCCUCCAAAGCCAGGAUGUCCUUCAGACACCAGCUGGACGGCAACGUCAACGCGGCCGACGCCACCGACUGAGCGCCGGUCAGCGUCGCGUCGACAUUCGGAACCUCUGCCGAGGACUGGCAAGAGACUCGAGUCGCGGGCAGGAGUUUCCCACCCACCGCCGAGUGCGUUCUCAGCUCGUUUUUGCAUCCCGGCGGCCAGAAGACAAAAUGUCCAACAUUGAAAUAAGCAGCACAUUUCUGAAAACAAGCGUUGCAUCAACACAUGUAGACAGACAACAAUAUAACAAUAUAACAAUACUCACCGCCAUAUAUUCUUCAUCCUCUGCUUCCUUCCUGGUUUGUGUUUGCACGGCUGUAUUAUACUGCCCCCCGCUGGCCACGUCACACACCGCAAAGAGCCGUCACGGAUUGAUCAGGAUGCACACAUUGGUUCCUUCUUUACCGUUUAUUUAUGGGAUCACUCUACAAUAUCAUCGAGGGACAUUUCCCUGAUUAAAAUUGGAUGUUACAUUGGG
Messenger RNA from Phyllopteryx taeniolatus (common seadragon), 1170 nucleotides. RefSeq lists its product as uncharacterized. The transcript has a single exon. The coding region runs from base 402 to 725 and encodes 107 amino acids. NCBI's taxonomy places the organism in Eukaryota, Metazoa, Chordata, Actinopteri, Syngnathiformes, Syngnathidae. The record is from RefSeq and is a predicted model, not a curated record.